AUUUUGAAGAAUCGCACUGUUCCGGUUUUCAAGGCGCCGUUGCUGCGUGCUGCUUCACUGCUGUAGUUUACGUUUUAUCACAAUUAUGCGGAAAGCUGCACAAACUCACUCGCUGCAAUGCUUUUAGAUGCCUGCAAACAUGAAAGUGCUACUUCUGAAAGAGCCACGAGAGAGUGAGGAUGAAGCAGACCCUUAUAUCCAGGAAUUGGCCUCUUGUGGACACACAGCUUCUUUGAUUCCGGUUCUGUCCUUCAAGUUUGUGUCUCUAGAUGAGCUUUCUGAGCGGCUCUUUGAGCCCGAGCGGUUUGGAGGUCUGAUCUUCACCAGCCCCAGAGCCGUGGAGGCCGUCAAGACCUGUUUAGACUCUCAGAAACAAAGACGCAAAUGGGACGCAGUGAAAGACAAAUGGAAUGAAAAGUCAGUUUAUGUGGUUGGAAAAGCGACAACAUCUUUAGUUGUAGAUUUGGGUCUGAAUCCUCUGGGUGAAGAUACUGGAACCGCAGACGCUCUCGCUCUGCUCAUCCUACAGAGAGAAAAUCAAGAGAUUCUGCCGCUUUUCUUUCCCUGCGGCUCCAUCAAACGUGAAAUUCUGCCCACCGCGCUCAGAAAGAACCAUAUUCCUCUUGAGACUCUGAUCAUCUACCAGACAUCAGAACAUCCUGAUCUACAGAAGAACAUCACUGACUAUUUCACUCAGCAGGGUGUCCCGGCGAGUGUGGCAUUCUUCAGUCCGUCCGGAGUGACGUUCUGCUUGGAUUUGGUGAAGAGACUCUCAGGAUCUCAGCUGGAGCAGAUAAAGUUUGCGUCGAUUGGACCGACCACAGCAGACACGCUGCAGACGCACGGACUGACGGUCAGCUGCUGCGCUGAGAAACCCACAGCCAAACACCUCGCCUCCGCCAUCACACGCGCCCUACACACCUGACCCCUGACCUCUGACCCCUGACCACCACAGUCCUGCUUUUCAGAUCAGAGCUUCUCUUGCAGUUGAUAUUAGACAUAAAUAAUGAACUUUUAAAGAAGUGAUUGCAUUGAUAUCUCUCUUAUCUGUAUUUGUUUUGUGGCUGUAUAUUUUUAUGCAUGCUGCACCUGAAGCAACUUUUUAUUUUGUGACUCACACUUUUGUCUGUGUCUGCGUUUCAUGUUGAACAACUUUCAGUCUGAGAUUAUUCAUGUGAAAUGGUGGCUUGAACAUCUUUUGUGUUGUUAUAACUGAAGGAUUUUUAUUUGCAUUAUUUGGAUGGAAGAUGAAAUAUAAAAUGAAAAACAAA
Onychostoma macrolepis is the source of this 1271-nucleotide messenger RNA. RefSeq names its product uroporphyrinogen III synthase (gene uros). The transcript is spliced from 10 exons. Gene Ontology annotation, biological process: uroporphyrinogen III biosynthetic process. The record is from RefSeq and is a predicted model, not a curated record. Gene Ontology annotation, molecular function: uroporphyrinogen-III synthase activity. NCBI's taxonomy places the organism in Eukaryota, Metazoa, Chordata, Actinopteri, Cypriniformes, Cyprinidae. Bases 128 to 925 code for a protein of 265 amino acids.